CUGAGUGCUCGAAGCUUCGGCCGUGACGACGGCGACCAACGAAUCCUCGCCGUGGGGAAGGGUGAGACUCGCAGGUGGAGACCUCUAGUGCCCCCUGGGCCCUGGCUUGGGCGGUCAAAGACGCCGAGAAAGGAGAAAGAACUCGCGAGAAGCGGUGCGCCGUGGCAACAGCCCCGCGCGCCGGUGUCGCCUGGGCCCUUCGUGUGCCCCUGCCGGCUGCCGGAGACGGCCGGACCCCACGUCGGGACCCCCAUAUAUCACGGGCACGCGCGGGGAGGCCGUCGAUCGGGCAAGCCAAGCACGCUACGGGACGCUGUGCUUCGUCGACGCGCAUAGGCGCAUUGCAGUUGCACGCCCGGCGCGCGCGUGUGAUCAGCGGAGUCGGUUGCCGCUAGGGGCUGAGGAACCGUGCGCGCCGAGCGCGGCGCGGGACGGCGAGAGGAGAAGGAGAUGAGCGAGGCGGACGGGCACGCGGGGGCCGACGAGGCGCCUAGCCGCCCGGCGCCGCGGCUGAACGAGAGGAUCCUGUCGUCCCUGUCGCGGAGGUCCGUGGCCGCGCACCCAUGGCAUGACCUCGAGAUCGGUCCUGACGCUCCUGCUGCGUUCAACGUUGUCGUGGAGAUCUCGAAAGGGAGCAAGGUCAAGUACGAGCUCGACAAGAACACUGGGCUCAUCAAGGUCGAUCGCGUGCUGUACUCAUCGGUGGUGUACCCGCACAACUACGGCUUCAUCCCGCGAACGCUUUGCGAGGACAACGACCCCAUGGAUGUGCUGGUCCUCAUGCAGGAACCGGUUCUCCCUGGCUGCUUCCUCCGAGCCAGAGCGAUCGGGCUCAUGCCUAUGAUCGAUCAGGGAGAGAAGGAUGACAAGAUCAUUGCCGUCUGCACCGAUGACCCCGAGUACCGCCACUACAAUGACCUCAGCGAGCUCUCGCCGCACCGUGUCCAGGAGAUCCGACGAUUCUUCGAAGAUUAUAAGAAGAACGAGAACAAGGAGGUUGCUGUGGAUGAGGUUCAGCCUGCGAGCGCUGCCCGCGAUGCCAUCCAGUACUCCAUGGAUCUCUAUGCGCAGUACAAUCUGCAGACCUGCAACAGUAGUUUUGUGGCACCUGGACACUUGGUUCUCCACGAGAACUUGGCGUGUGUCGAAAAGUCGAAUUGAACUAUGAGUAUGCUUAGCCAGAGAACACAAAGCCUU
Molecule: messenger RNA, 1197 nt
Organism: Panicum hallii
Lineage: Eukaryota; Viridiplantae; Streptophyta; Magnoliopsida; Poales; Poaceae
Product: soluble inorganic pyrophosphatase-like
Exons: 7
Coding region: 451-1161 (236 amino acids)
Biological process (GO): phosphate-containing compound metabolic process
Cellular component (GO): cytoplasm
Molecular function (GO): inorganic diphosphate phosphatase activity; magnesium ion binding
Source: RefSeq, a predicted model, not a curated record